CCUAUUAUCAACAACGUAGUCUCACACAAAACAACCAAACUCCUAAUAAUAACCCUUAUAGAACAACAUGGCACAACCACAAUCAUCCCCCUCACUACUCUUCAAGGUUCACCGGCGUGAACCUGAGCUGAUCGCUCCGGCUAACCCAACCCCUCACGAGUUCAAGCCAUUGUCGGACAUCGAUGACCAAGAAGGUCUCCGAUUUCACAUUCCGGUGAUACAAUUUUAUCGGCACGAUCCUUCCAUGCAAGGAAAAGACCCGGUCAAGAUAAUUCGUGAAGCACUUGCUAAAACGCUUGUGUUUUACUAUCCGUUCGCCGGCCGGCUAAGAGAAGAGCUGCCGGAGCGUAAGCUGACGGUGGAAUGUAACGGUGAAGGUGUGUUGUUUAUUGAAGCCGACGCUGAUGUUUCUCUGCAGCAAUUUGGUGACGCUCUUCAGCCUCCAUUUCCUUGUUUGGAUGAGCUUCUUUUUGAUGUUCCUGGUUCCAGUGGUGUGCUGAAUUCUCCUUUGUUGCUUAUUCAGGUAACGCGCCUCAAUUGCGGUGGUUUCAUUUUCGCUCUCCGUCUCAACCACACCAUGAGCGACGCACCCGGUCUAGUCCAAUUCAUGUUAGCCGUAGGAGAGAUGGCGCGUGGAGCACAAGCUCCGUCAGUUCUUCCAGUAUGGGAAAGACAAAUUCUGAACGCACGAAAUCCACCUCAGGUGACACGCGUCCACCGCGAGUACGACGAGGUAGCUGACACUAAGGGAACAAUAAUACCGCUCGACGAUAUGGCUCACCGAUCAUUCUUUUUCGGGCCGACCGAAAUCUCCGCUCUUCGACGACUAGUCCCGCCUCAUCUCCGCCGCUGCUCUAAUUUCGAACUAUUAACCGCCUGUCUUUGGAAAUGCCGAACAAUGGCAAUUAAUCCAGAUCCAACCGAGGAAAUGCGUAUUAUUUGCAUCGUCAAUGCGCGGAGCAAAUUUAAUCCGCCGUUACCCGCCGGUUACUACGGCAACGGAUUUGUCUUCCCGGUGGCGGUGGCGACGGCGGAGGAUUUGUCUAAGAAUCCGCUUAGUUAUCCGUUGGAAUUGAUAAGAAAAGUUAAAGAAAAUAUAAGCGAGGAAUAUGUGAGAUCGGUGGCGGAUUUAAUGGUGGUGAAAGGUAGGCCCCACUUCACGGUGGUGAGGAGUUACCUAGUGUCGGAUGUGACACGUGCAGGGUUUGGAGAGGUUGAUUUUGGGUGGGGUAAGGCUGGUUAUGGCGGGCCAGCUAAAGGUGGGGUCGGAGCAAUUCCCGGAGUUGCAAGCUUUUAUAUACCGUUCAAAAAUAAGAAGGGUGAGGAUGGGAUUGUGGUCCCAAUUUGCCUGCCAGCUCAAGCUAUGGGUAUUUUUGUAAAUGAGCUGAAUAGUAUGUUACAGAAUGAGGAGAGGAUUAGUAGUGCAAACAAGUCCAUUUUUAUUACUUCUGCACUGUAAGAGUGAAUCAUAUAAAUGUGUUAUUUAGUGUUACUUUUUGAAAAAGAAAUAAAAGAUUAAUGUUACUUUUUA
Messenger RNA from Mercurialis annua (annual mercury), 1531 nucleotides. Its product is annotated as benzyl alcohol O-benzoyltransferase-like. NCBI's taxonomy places the organism in Eukaryota, Viridiplantae, Streptophyta, Magnoliopsida, Malpighiales, Euphorbiaceae. The record is from RefSeq and is a predicted model, not a curated record. Bases 68 to 1459 code for a protein of 463 amino acids. The transcript is spliced from 2 exons.